Molecule: messenger RNA, 447 nt
Organism: Cyclospora cayetanensis
Lineage: Eukaryota; Apicomplexa; Conoidasida; Eucoccidiorida; Eimeriidae
Product: 40S ribosomal protein S17
Exons: 4
Coding region: 1-447 (148 amino acids)
Biological process (GO): translation
Cellular component (GO): ribosome
Molecular function (GO): structural constituent of ribosome
Source: RefSeq, a predicted model, not a curated record
AUGGCAUGCCUGUACAGCGAAAAACCACGAAAGUCAUUGGAUGCCAUCGGGCGUGUCAGGACCAAGACUGUGAAGCGCGCUGCGCGCCAAAUCGUCGAGAAGUACUACGCUAAGCUUACUUUGGAUUUCCAGAUCAACAAGAAAAUCACAGAGGAGGUGGCGCUGCCCCCCUCAAAGCGCAUCCGUAACAAGGUCGCUGGAUUCAUCACACAUUUGAUGAAACGCAUCCAGAAGGGCCCAGUCCGUGGGAUUUCUCUUAAGCUGCAGGAGGAGGAGCGCGAGAGACGCAUGGACUUCGUCCCCGAUAAGUCUGAGAUUGAUGUUACAACCAUUUCCAUCGACCAAGACACUGCGGAAAUGCUCCAAGCUCUCAACAUCUCACUCCCCAAUGUGUCUAUUGCCACCGCACACAGAGGAGGUAUGGGCAACAGGGCCAUGCGAGCCUAA